GCUGAAGGGAUGUGCUUUGAGUAUGUACUCGCUCUUUAUUUCUUAUUUCUUUUCCUGCCACACCCUGAGCAAAGCCACCACUGUGUUUGGUGCUGAAUCAGAUACCGAAGCUCCUCCUAGGCAAGGCACCGUGCUUAGCACCUGGACUUGUUUGUCUGCUGCUCAGGAUGUUACUCAACUCUCUUCCUCUGUGGGUGAGGAGGGAAAUGACACAGAAUUUUUGUGAAGAUAACUGAAGCGCUGGAGUUCUCUCUCCAAGAGAGUCACCUCCAUGGCUGGUGGGUUCAUCACCAGCCUGCUGGCUCUCAGGAUGCUCUCAGCAUUUCUGGUGUUUUCUGCUGCAUCUGUGCCCAGAUGUGUCCUUAGGAUGGUGGAUUUGGAGGAACUGAGCAGGUUGUGGUGGUGGAGUGGACCCAAUGCUGGCAGCAAGUACCACUGGUUGGGGUAUCCCCAGCCCACAUGGUGAUGCUGACCAGUAACACCGUGAACAUCCACAGCAAGUGCCAAGAGAAGCCCUCCUGGGCUCUCUCAGACAAAAUGCAUUUCUAGUAAAUGGUUUUGUACUCAAAUGAAUAAAUAUUUUCCACUAGGAAGUCGUUACAUCAGACUUUCCAACUGGCCAAGUUACUCUGACACGUGCUGCUUUUUGUACUUUGGGCUGAGUAGUGCUGAGCCUUGAUCUGGAAAGAUAAUGUUUCUAUUAUCAGCAGUACAUUGAAUGCUUGGUUACUUUAUUAGCCAAAAAAAAAAAAACCCAAAAAAACAAAGUAUAGCAACCGGUAACAAUGAGUAAACAAAUUCAUGUGAUGAUUUUCGGUCUAGGAGGUGGCACUAAUCCAUCUGCUCUUCUUGGAGUGGCGAAAGAAGCAGAAACAGCUCCAGUAAAAGCAUCUCAUUUCCUCCUCAUUCAGUAAUCUCUAAGUCCUGGUAAAGCCAAGGAGGCUUAGCAGAGGUUUAGAGAAACUGGUCUCUUCAAACCACUUUUGAAUUUCCUUUGGACAGUCUAGCACUGGUUCUGGAUUAUUAUGUAGUUAUAUUGACCUGAGAUGUUCAGAAUUGCUGCACAGAUAUUUUAACUAGAAAACUUUUCUAAUAUUAAUUUUCAGCUAACAUUUAAAUCUUUUUGUAAACUCUUUCCUGGAGUGUGAAGAGAGGAAAUCUAUUAAAAUGUGGAGCAAAAAAUGCAUAAAAUAAAACAAUGAAAAAAAUUAAAUGCAGAGAUUUCUUACCAGACUUAUAUCAUGCACCAAUAUACAGACGUUAGGAAAUAGUGUUGAUACGCUGGAAGGACAUUUCAACUCAAGUACUUAGGACUGCAAGGUCUCACUUGAGCUGAGUGCAGCAAUUUCACCCAUCAAGGGAUUUGAGGAGUCCAUCAUAGCACCUGUUACCUCGCUACCUCAAAAACCCACAGCCGACAGCAGAUGUAAUGCUGGUUGAGUAUUUUUGCUCUUAAUGAUGUUGAGGGCAGAGGAAUGUCUGCAACUCUUCUCACUAAGACGGCUGGUGUUCCCAGGUGGAUCCGGUACCAUGGCACUCCUGCUGUUGCUGCUGACUUUGCUCCUACCAAAUGCAGCAUGCCUGUGGUGGGACAGGUGGUACAGGUGGGCUCUGGUCUCCGAACCUGCAGAAAGCAUGUGUACAAGCUUUCUGGAGUUAUCCUCAGCCAGCCUAGUGAAAAAACAUUUUCAUCGGUCCUUCACAAAACAAUGUGCAUUUGCGGUAAUAAUUUUAGAUAUAAUUAACAGAGCCUAUGCUCAAACUUCUUGCAUAAUCAAAGAAAUUACAAUUUUGACACCACGACACCCUUGGUAUUUCCCUUUUGCUGAAAGCAGACAUCUUAGCUGCAAACUGUGAUAUCAGAUACAAUCACAUAAAACAAAUGCCUUUGUCUUCUCUCCGCUUUGCCUCAUGGUGCUGAGGAGCAGCACAGUGGGGCAGGUUCUCCUACCGGCUUAUGCUCCGCUCUGGGCCACAACAGAGGUGGCUGGUGAAGAAAGCAAGCCAGGGGCCCCACAAAAUGCAGAACAGGGGCUUGCUCGAUGCAAGCCACAAAGAAUUUCCCCAUCUAGUUCCUGCUGUAACUUAAAAGUUUUCUCCUAAAACUGUAGGUGCUGGCUCUGCUGCAUUUCACAGCAGCGUCGCUUACAAGAGCAGCUCUGGGAGCUCUGCAAAGGAAAGUGAGGAUGGUGUGUAGGAACAGAUUAAAAGCGUCUGGACUUUUUUUUUCCCCCGUUCAGAUGGGAAGUGGGAACAGUGAGAAGUAAGGGAGCAGCUGCAGGAUCACAGCACAGAAACUGCUGCAGAUUUGUAUGGAGGAAGAUUGAGAGAGGGUAGGAGGGACUGUUUCAUAUGCACAGCACAGGGAACCAAACAUUAUCCCAGGGAACUGGGAAGGAGGGGGUCUUGCUGUCCAAAUAAGGGACAAGCCUCUUGUAGACACUACUGAGGCAAGUAGUGGCAGAAAGAAAUAGUUUUAUUAUAGGCUUACUUUAUCUUUUGAUUUGUUUUCAAAGUCUGAGAAGUUUUAAAGCCUUUCCUAUUCAAUAAUCUCAGCAUCUCAUUCUGACAGACAUGUCUUCUGUAGGAUGAUGCAUACAUGGAACUGCAAAAUGGAUUAAGACUUGGGAAAUGUGCAUUUAAAGUACUAAAUUGAGGGAAUAUGAGAUACUCUUCAGAAGUUACAACUGCCACUGCUUCACCAAAAGCUUAAGAGAGCUCUAGAAGGCAUUUUUUCUAGUGAAGGGGAUGCUGCUGUUGCAGGAACUAAGGACCAGGAGGCAAACCAAGGCAUGACUUAAAACUGCUUCAAGUGUUCAGUAGUGCAUAACUGAUUUAGAGGUAGAGUGCAAUAAAACUAGUGUAUAGUCUUACUCAUUGAUGAAUGUGAGGUGUUUCCUCCAUCGUGGAUCAGUCAGUGGAGCACCUGCAUGUACAUGAAUGUGCUGAAGGUCACCAAUGUGCUCUGACAUCCUACCCGAGCUGGCCCUGUGAUAGCUUGUUUUUACAGAUGCUGUCAAAUUGAAACCAAAAUUUCUGUUGGUAAAGCUCUCAAAUUUAGAGCUUAUAGGGAGUUUGCUUCUUUGUCUAUUUGCACCAAGCUUUCAGGCGUUUAAAAAUAUUUUUCUAAUACAUCAGCUUGUCUUGUGGUAGUAACUCUUCCACUUCUCCAGAGAGUUUGGGCUGUUCCAAAAUUACCAUCACCACAUGUCUAGUUCAGGUAAGCAUGUAAAUUUUGGAUGAAUAUCUGAAUCUCUGUGAGAAGUUCUGCAAAACUGAGCUGGAAGUAUUUCAAGCAGUCUUACUUUGAAGCUUCUGUCACUUCUGCUUGUAUCUGUAAAUACUGCAAGAAUAACCUUUCCCAUAGUAUCUCAUCACUUUAGAUCUGGCAACAUUAAAAGUAACAACACUUUUCUGAACAUUUAGGCUAUAGGAACAGAUUUCUUUCAAGCACCAGAGAAAAUUUGUGAUUCUUAUGUGAUCUUCCUAGAGAAAACAUUGGAUUCUUUUUAUACAGAAUUAGACAGCUUUAAACUAAAAAGCUAAUAUGUGACAGGUAUCAUAUGCAGCAUUCCUGCUCCAGCAGGGGGAUUGGACUAGAUGAUCUUUUGAGGUCCCUUCCAAUCCCAAACAUACUGUGAUACUGUGAAUUUACAGGUGGUCAGUCUUACCUGUGGUGGCUGGAAAGACAUGAAUCUGAAUGUACUUACUUACAGUAUGUAAAUGUAUAGCAGAAAAGAAGGAGGUGGAAGGAAAUUAUCUUUUCUUCACCUGAGUAGGUGAGGGUAGGACAGGAAUAACAAAGCCCCUAUAGAACUCCUUGGGUUUUAUUUGGUGUUAAAUCAAUCAAAUUGUUAUGAACUUAUUUGAUGCUGGGAACUACUUGCUGUCAUUGGUCUAAUGACUAAACCAUACUCAUUCUGCUACUCAGUGUUGUAGGAUGCAUUAGAAGUGUUACAUAUUGGAUGAUAUUCACCGUUUGUUUUGUUUUUUUCUAAUACUGUGUAUAUAUAUAUAUAUAUAUAUAUUUAUAUAUAUGACCAAUAUUCAUCAUUUGAAAGAUUGUAGUCUAGCUUGCACACAUGGAAAAUGGAGGCAGGUGUCGCAGAUCAGAUGCACUUCAGAAAGAAAAGGAAUGUGCUGCCAGCAGGAAGACCUAGAGGUAGCAAUUUUCCCAGACAUGUUCUUUUAUAUAUUCAACUGAAUUUCUACUAUGGACAACUGUUCCUAGAAUACAUGCAGGCCAAACGGUACACAAAGGAUACUUUUAGCUUCAAGGUCUACUUGAAACUGAGAUAUUAAAUUGGCAUAGGAGGUGAAAAUAGAUUCCAUUAUGCCAUUCCAUAUGAUAUAUUGGGACAGACACACUUUUGACACAACUGUUACCUCUGCUGAGACCUUCAUUUGUAAUAUAUCUGAGAAACUUAAGUGAUGCAAAAAGAGACAUGACCAUAUGCAGUCACUUGUUGAUUGGAAGAAGCUCUUUUACCUGGAUGAAUGUGUUUUUAUUUCCAGAAAUAUCCUAGGGGUAUUUCCUAGCAAGCUUUUAUUUGUGCAGAGAAGUCCUGUAGAUAACAGAUAAUGGAGGAUUAUAGGAUUAGAGUUCGAUCUGUGGUCAUUAAGUAUGGAUGUGAAGAGUUCAUAAUUGUAUAUGUCUAACUUUGGAAUAGUAACUGCCUUCCAUUCUCCCCUCUUUCUAAUUUUCACACCAUUUCUAUCCAGAUAGGAAAGCAUUUCCAGAGACAGCAUAUCUCAGCUCUAUAGGGUACCAGUAGCUUUUCCAGAUCCCUGUUUUUCUUUGCCAUCUGAUCCUACUUUUUUUAAAGGUUUUUGUGUUGCAGGGAACAGAACCUGGGGCUGUUCUACAAAAUUUCAGAAUGAUACAAAGGAGAACCUUAGCUCAUGGAUAACCACUGCACAGCUCUUCAAAGCUUCUGUCUUCAUGUCUCUCUUUAUCCAAUCCUUGAGACAAAUCGAGCAAUAGUUUGUAAAGGUUAAUACUAUUUCCACUGAAACUGUAUAUUUAGUUAAGAUGUUUUUCUGCCAUCUGCUAGAAAGUGGGACCCUAUCAUCCUUCUAUUCUUUUAUUUUAUCUUGUAAAUUUUUAAUUGUGUUAAGUGCUAUUACUAGUUGAAAAAAUAGAAAAGAAUACCCUACAGUCAAUCUUCGUAGCAAUAAGCUAUGAAGCGUAUUUUUAACACUGCAGUAGAUGCACAGGAAAUCACCCAAGUAUCAAACUGUAGUAGUCAGUCAGAUAUCGUGUGGUGUAGACUCUGCACCCAUGUGAGUCUGUGGCGUACUGUAAGUGGAGAAUCACAUUCCUAAUACUUGUGGUGACUAUAGGGAAUGAGAAAUAAAGUACUGAAUUUUAACAAUUUAAUUCUUAGGAACUCGGUCAUCAAAACAACCUUAGACUAUGUUCUUAGACCCCAACUAAAACAACACAGUAACUGCUGUACCAUGGUGCAAGUCCAUGUGUCCUUCCCUCUUGCAGCCUGUUAUAAAGUAUAUUUCCAUACCUGACUCCAUCAUGCAGGAAAUGCUUUGGCUUCCUUCCCUGGGUGUGCUUACUGUUACUUUUGCGUGCUUGUAACCCCAUUAACUUCAGUGGGUUCACUGUGAACCUGAGAUCAGGAUCAGGCCUUUAGGACCUGUCUGUACCACAUGUCCUGUACUGCACAAACUAGGAAGAGAUGAUUUUAAAUCAUAACACACUUUGUUCCUAUGGGACAUUAAGCUGUGAGACUUCAAUCAUGAGAAUUAUGUAAUUAUUAACCAAGAAUUUUUGUAAAAUAUAACCGUGUCUUGAUAGAAUAAGCCAAAAAGGUUGAAAUGGCCAUCAUAUCAAGGAUCAAGUUAAAAUCUCAAAGAUAAAACAUUCUGUAGCCUAAGAACUGUUUAAUAACAAUGCUUGAAAAUGCUUGUAUUGCACUGCUGCCUUGGAAAUCUGCUGUGAUUCAGGCCAAAUGGUGUCAGGAAAUUCACCUUUAAGUGCAUCCUUCACAACGACUGGGUUAUAUAUUUCAGAGCAUAAAUAAAAUUAUGAAUAAUAUGCUGAGCAGUGUAUUCCCUCUGUGGUAACAGAGAAAUACUGGGCAGUGAGAUAAUUCUACAAAGAAAACAGAGAAGACUAUUUAGUCUUCUCUUUGACCACAGGAGAGGCAUGGGUAACUGUACAUGUAAAUUAAAGUUGCCUGAAGAACUCUGUGGGCCGUUUCUGCUUUUAUUUGCAGACAGUUCAAAUACUGGGCUAGAAAAGAGUGACUACAAAGCCAGCAAUUAGACCGGUGAGGUCAACCCAGUAACCAUGGAAAGGUCUACAACUCCUGAUACGGCCUCUGAAAAGCCUAAUCCUUCCCACCACGGUACAGGGGCUGUUCAAAUGAGGAUCAAAAAUGCCAACAGUCACCAUGAUAGACUGAGCCAAAGCAAAUCUAUGAUUCUGUCCGAGAACGUGAAAGUCACUGAGCCUGUAAAUCGUCAUAGAAGAAAUCAUUCCCAACAUAACUUAACACUUGCAGACAUCAUUAGUACACAGGACCACACGGUAGUGGAGAAAGAAGGCUAUCUUCUAAAAGCUAAAAUAGCAGAUGGUGGCAAGAAAUUAAGGAAAAACUGGUCCACGUCCUGGAUUGUUCUCACUGCUCGGAAAAUGGAAUUCUACAAAGAAUCCAAGCAGCCGGCACUGGCCAACCUGAAACCAGGAUAUAAACCUGAGUGUGUGGAUUUGUGUGGUGCUCGUAUUGAGUGGACCUCAGAGAAAUCCAGCAGAAAGAAUGUCUUUCAGAUCACGACAGUGUCAGGAAAUGAGUUCCUCCUCCAGUCAGAUAUCGACUUUCUCAUAUUGGAUUGGUUCCACGCUAUCAAAAAUGCAAUUGACAGAUUGCCCAAAGAACGGAGUUGUACGUCAAGGAAUUUGGAGUUCAAACUCAGAAGAUCCUCCAGCAUCGAAUUACUGAAUAGCUUAGACACUGAAUCCAAAGAACCAAAGCCUGAACACAGAAAAUCUUUAAUUUUCAGACUGAACUACAGUGCCUCUGACACAAAUGACAGAAGCCGAGUUAAAAGCAGAUUAAAGAAGUUCAUCUCCCGAAGACCUUCCUUGAAAACAUUGCAAGAAAAGGGAAUUAUUAAAGAUCAAAUUUUUGGCUCCCAUUUGCACUUGGUUUGUGAGCAUGAGAAAUCUACGGUCCCCCAGUUUGUAAGACUGUGUAUAAAAGCUGUUGAAAAAAGAGGUCUAGAUGUUGAUGGAAUAUACAGAGUUAGCGGCAAUCUGGCAACAAUACAGAAGUUACGAUUUGUUGUCAAUCAGGAAGAGAAGCUGAAUUUGGAUGACAGCCAGUGGGAGGACAUCCACGUUGUCACCGGAGCACUCAAGAUGUUUUUCAGAGAGCUGCCUGAGCCGCUGUUCCCAUACUGCUUCUUUGAACAGUUUGUGGAGGCGAUAAAAAUCCAGGACAACACCACUCGCAUCAAAUCCAUAAGGAGCCUGGUAAAAAAGCUUCCGAAACCAAACUAUGACACAAUGAAAAUCCUCUUUGAACACCUAAAGAAGAUAGCAGCCAAGGAAUCCGUGAAUCUUAUGUCAACACAAAGCUUAGGAAUUGUGUUUGGACCAACACUCCUUAGACCUGAAAAGGAGACAGGGAACAUGGCAGUCCACAUGCUGUACCAAAAUCAGAUAGUUGAACUUAUGUUGAGUGAGUACAGCAAGAUCUUCGGCUCUGAGGAAGACUGACAGACAGGGCCUGUUAUUGAAAACGUUCACAUCUGUCUUGGUGUCUAAUAUUUUUACAUUUCUGUAAACAUAUUUCUGAAAUAUUUCUUUUUCUUUCAAGUGACAGAUGCCUCAUUUUGUGAAAACUUAAUGAUGAUUUUCUGUUUAAUUUUCAAACAUUGGAAUAAAAAAUAUUGUCAACAUUUGCCUAUAUGUAUUCUGCAUUAACCCUUUGAGAGUUUCAUUAUGCUAGCACUCCAAGUGUCACUUUUUUUGCAAGCUGAGCAUACAGCAUAUGGCCAAGGACCAUAGAAAAUGCUGUUUACCAACAUAUGCAAUGGCACAGAAAGACAAAUAGUAAUCGAAGAGAUUUGUGGGAGAUGGAUUAAAAUAUGUAUAUUAAAGGCAAUGAAUUAAAACAGUGAUACCAGACAAUUUUAGCUAAUUUGUGUAUGAUUUACCUUUCUCUUUGAUAUGGAUUGAAAGUUAAAGACAUGAUGAAUGAUCAAUUUGCAUACCCCAAGAGUUCAAAUAAAGAUUACAUUUAAUACCUUUAAACAAAUAAAAAAAAAACAAUACACCACCAGAAUGUUAUUAUUUGCAUAAUGAUGCCUAAAAAAAUUAUUAAAAAGAAAAAAAAAAUAAAAGGAACUUGGGCAUUUUUCCUUAAAUGCAGUACAUGAAAUGAAGACAUUGCAUGACUGCUCUUUUUAACGUAACAUCCAUUUUGAUUCUUCAUCACACUGUACAUCUGCCCGCUUUCCCCAGCUAUCUCAUGUUCUCUAGCAUUUGUAUUGUGCUCCUGAGGAUGCUUUAUUGGUGAACUACAUUAAAUUCAUCUAGAAAGAACUUUAAAAAAAAGCCUUUUCAUAUGCCCUUAGGAUUACUUGGCUAGACUUGAAUCAAUUUAUGCAUUUGAUGGUUAGUUUCAGUUGUCAUGGAUAAACAAAAGGGUAACUGUCUAGAAUAUAUCAAAUAUUGUUUCAUUUUGAAAUGUAUGUUUCCAGCUAUACACAUCUCCUACCCUGUUUUGUAAAAGUAUUCUGCUGAUAAAAUGUAGACUUAUGUUUGACAGCUUUUUAAUCAAGUUCAAAGAGAAUAAAUAAAACUAAUCCAGUGUGGUAAA
Columba livia (rock pigeon) is the source of this 8843-nucleotide messenger RNA. RefSeq names its product Rho GTPase activating protein 15 (gene ARHGAP15). Gene Ontology annotation, biological process: signal transduction; regulation of GTPase activity. Bases 6308 to 7738 code for a protein of 476 amino acids. Gene Ontology annotation, cellular component: cytoplasm. The transcript has 14 exons. NCBI's taxonomy places the organism in Eukaryota, Metazoa, Chordata, Aves, Columbiformes, Columbidae. The record is from RefSeq and is a predicted model, not a curated record.